Molecule: messenger RNA, 3151 nt
Organism: Chlamydomonas reinhardtii
Lineage: Eukaryota; Viridiplantae; Chlorophyta; Chlorophyceae; Chlamydomonadales; Chlamydomonadaceae
Exons: 2
Coding region: 380-2449 (689 amino acids)
Source: RefSeq, a predicted model, not a curated record
UCCAUAGAGGCGCCGAAGUCGGCAGAGCCUAGAAUUCUGAACACCUAGCUAGAAAGCUCAUAAGUCUAUUCCGCUAUCAUUUGGAAAUGAACUGCAGCUCGGUGUGUCGUGAUGGGUCGUGAGCCUGCGGCUGGGUUGUCCAACCUCAGACACCGCGACGUCCAGGAGCAAGCCUUCAAGGCUUGUGACGGCGGCGGUGGUCGUGCACGAGGCAGGCACGACCGGUGGCCGCACAUCCAGCGGGUUUGAGCAGGGGGCAGCUUACCGGGUACCUCUCAUGGGGACGAGGCCGCCGUGAGGCCACCACGCCGGUGGUGCAUUUGGGGGUGGGGGCUCAGCUGCAUCAGCAGCUGCGAUCUGCAGCAGCGCCAGCGCGGCGAUGUCCGCCAGUGAUGGCGCUGUCGCUGCAGGCCUGGAGGCGGCCGCGGCCGCUAAUCAGCAGCCGCUAGCCUCAAUAGCAGAUUACGGCGCGUCGCUGCUAGCGGACGUCAUUAAGCGGAGACCUGAGCAGCAGGCAGAUGCGGCAGCACCGGCCGCCAAGGCACCGCGGCUGGCGUCCAGUGAGGAUGCAGCGGCAGCCGCAGCGGCGGCAGCCGGUGCGGCACCGCUGCAGUUUGCUCCGGAUGAUAUCGCCCGUAUCGCCCUUAGCAACCUGUGGAACGCGGUGUCAGCCGCGGCAGCUGCAGGCCGGACUGGGACGCCGGGCGCUCCGCCCUUUGCGGCGCCACCAGCCGCAACAGCCCCAGCCGCGGCGCUGAUGCCGUCGCCGCGCACCGGUCCCCACCACAACCCGCGCGACAUCAUCCGGCUGUCCAGCAACCAGGGCGCGGCGCACGGCGCUCAUGCACUGCGCAAGUGCUUCCCGGACGAGAUCGCGGCGCUGUGCGAGACGGGCGAGAGCACGCUGGUGCAGCUGUGGGCGGCGGUGCCGCAGAAGGACGGCGAAUACCAGGCCUUCACGGCACGCCUGUUCCUGCAGAAGCGCACGCCGCUGCUGUUCCUGCGGGCGGAGAUGCUGCAGGCGCUGGGGCUGCACAGCCACGCCGAGUUGCAGCUGCGGCGGGAGGGCGACCGAGUGCUGUGCUCGGUGGUGUCGGUGGGCGUGGACAAGCUGCGCAAGCGGCAGCGGGGCGGGCAGCAGGGGCAAGCGAGGGGCGCAGCAGGCGCGGACGAGGAGGCGGACACGGACACGGAUGAGGGGGAGCCAGCGCCCACCCCUCAGCCGGAGCCUAUUGCACCAGAGCCGCUUCAGUCCCCGUUCAGCCCACCACCGCAGCCGCAGCCGCGGCAGUCGCAGCUGGGGCAAGGGAGGGUGGAACCUGUGGAGCCGCGGCCGCAGCACUUGCCGCCAACGCAAGCAAUGCCCGCGCAAGAGCUCGCCUCCGCCCACAGCCUGCGGCUUCCAAGCGUGGCGCUGCCCGCCGUCGUCGCUGCCCCCGCCGUUGCCCGGCGGCCGCUGACGGUGGCGGACCUGGGCCCCAGCCGCGGGCCGCAGGUGCUGGUGUACAACCGCAGCCAGGGCGCCUGCACCGGCGCCGCCGCCAUCCACCGGCACUACGGGGCGCAGGUGGCGGCGGUGAAGAGCACCGGCGCCUCGCAGCGGGGGCGGCUGUGGGCGCGGCCCUGCCUGCCGGGGGCCGGGCUGGGCGAGCUGCAGGAGUUCGAGCUGCGCGUCACCUGCAGCAAGCACGGCACCGUGGGCCUGGGCUUCCGCAUGGACCUGGUGCGCGCGCUGGGCAUCAUGCAGCCGCCGCUGGUGGAGCUGGGGCACAUCGUGCUGCGGCUGUCGUUCGAGGGUGAGGGCGAGGGGCGGCCGCUGGACCCAGACCCCCCGCCCCUGGGGCAGCAGGCCGCGGACGGCGGGCGCAGGGUGCUCUGUGAGGUGGUGUGGCUGGCGGAGGAGCUGCAGGCAGGAGGGGCGGGGGGCGCAGGAGCUGCGGGGCCCGCGGGGGCCAACGGGGCCAACGGGGCGGGUGCACCGGAGCCCCGCAGGAGCGGCAGUGGCCGUGCCUCGCGCGCCUCGGCGCAAAAGCAGGCAGCCGCGGCGGCAGCGGAGCUGCAGAUGGAGGAGCAGCGCCAGCAGCUGCUGCUACUGCAGCAGCUGCAGGACCAACAGCCGCACCCGGCGCACCUGGCGGCGCGGCUGGUGCCCAUUGGCGGCGCCGCCGGCUACCUGGAGGACUUGUACGGGCUGUACGACACAGAGACCGACACGCCGUGGCAGCUGGCGGCAGGCGGCACGGGCGGCGGGAGCGCUGGCUACCCCUGGCCGCCGCCGCGGCUGCGCCUGGACGAGUCCACGGUGGAGGCCAUCUUCCGGCAGAGUCUGCGCAGCGUGGCGGCAGUGAUGAUGCAGCAGGGCAUGCGGCGCCUGGGGCAGCCGGCGGGGCUUGGCGCACAGCCGCCGGAGGGCCAGGCAGCGGGCGUGGCGCCGGAUGGGCCCGCGUGAGCAUGGCUGGCUGUGGAACUGUGCGUGGGUGGGGGUGGGUGUCUAGGGGGGGGGGUAGUGGGGACGAGUGCGGCGGGUUUGCGCACGCAUCACAUGUUGCAACAUGGGACUGAACGCCAAACGCAGUGCGAGGAUUAUGUGUCCACGGAAUGGUGCGCUCCAUGGUGGGGCACUUUCAUGUGCAUAUUAAUGACCUUGGGCCAAUCUCCAUGACCUUGUUUGGGAAGUGAAAGGAUGCGUAAAAGAACUGGUGCGCGUGUGAGGUGGGGAGCAGUGAAAGAGAGCCGAGAGUUGCAUUAGGUUCAUGAGUAUUGGGGCUAUCACAUGAGUGGGGCAUUGCUUACUGGCGCAUGUGCGCAUCACAAUGCGGGGAAACGCAACAAAUGCAGAGGGCGGCGGCGAAGAGCGUAUGGAGGGGGUACUGGCUAGCGAGCCCUAACUGGCCCUAACGGGCUCCCGAUGUGCACCUGGUGAUGUGCUUCUCAUGUGCGGGGCAUCUCGGUCUGACGGUGGGGCAUCCGAGGCGCUCACCAUGAAUCGCCGCGUUUCCACACAACGCGACAAUGUGUUAGGCCUACGCCUCGCUAAUACCAGUACAGGCGAUGAUCCGAACGGUGAAAGGGGGCGAGAGCUGAAGAGCCUUGGGUCACAGCUCUUCACAUCCGGACUGCAUGACUGAGGUAGGGAACACCAUCCUUUCUC